UCAUAAAGUAAACAACCCUGUCCCCGUCUCCCGUCAGUACAGUCUCUACGACCAUCACCUUACCUCACCUCACUUCAUCUUACUUCACCUCACCACACCACACAUCACCUCACCUCACCUCACCUUACCUCACCUUACCUCACUUCUUACACAAGUUCUCUUUACAGUGUGUUUCAUCUUCAUUGUAAAAAAAACCCCACUUUUUAUUGGUGAACAUUGCAUAGAACAAGACUGAUGAACAUAACAUACGGUAGAACAAGACUAGUGAACAUGAUAAAACAGUGCUGUUUGUCUACCUUCGGGAGAUACAUGCCCUUGGUCCUGUGGGCGUUCAAAAUAGCGAUUUUUUGGGUGUGUCUGGCCGUCUGUACUCUCCUAGCGUGCCUCACCACCUCCUCUUAUACUGUGGAGGUCACAGGAGCCGCCACCAACCACACGCUGAACCUCUCCUCUAAGAUGGAUGCUCUACUGCCCAUUGUUCACCAUGAUGUCUCCGACCAUAUCUACUUCAACACCUACGAUGGAUCUAAUCUCUACGACAAUAAAGGGUCUAAUCGUGGCACUAUCAAGAGACGUCCAUAUGGCACAGAACUGAAAAUAUUUGACCAGGUAAGAGAUGAGGCCAUACUGUACCUGAAGCAGCGAGGGAACUGUACCUACCACCGCCAUGACUGUAAUGACAUAAGGUAUCGGGUAGUGCCAACAGUGGGUGUGGAGUUGGACGUCAUAUGCACCAACAGCUAUCCCCCGUCAGGAACAGCUGAGAGAGUCACCCUCCUUCAACCUUUCCAGCCCUCCCGAGUCCUCUUUCAUAGUCACAUCGACACCACACAAGUCAUUAACAUCAUAAUGCCAUUAAUGGGACGACCAGAGGCCUUCCAGUUGUUCGUUGAUAACCUCCGUGGUUUGCUGAAGAACGGAGGUGGUGGUCUACAACUUGGCUUAACAGUCUUUUACUACAAUGACAGACAUACACACAGUAUCCGCCAAAUUCUAAGCUCGACGCAAGAUAUUGUUGGUUUACAGACACAGUUUAUUUUACACAAGAAUCAGAAUUUCUCACGGGCAAAGGCGCUGACGGAGGGUGUGAAGAAGAGCCACAUUAAAGCAGAGGUGAUGUUCCUUUGUGACGUAGACGUGUUAUUUACCAAGAGCUUCUUACGCCGCUGUCUGGCUAAUGCUGUGCAGGGCUCCCAGGUGUACUUCCCUACGUACUUCUCCCAGUACAACCCUCAGCUGAUUUAUCCUUUACAAGGCCAAAAAGUUCCGUCACCGCUGGACACCUUGACUGUUCGUGACGAUCAUGGUUACUGGAGAGUCUGGGGACAUGGUAUGGUCUGCAUCUACAAGUCCGACUUCUUCAGGAUCAAUGGGUUUGACGAAAGCAGGACAGGCUGGGGAGGGGAGGACCUUAUUUUCUUGAAGAAGACGGCGAGUAAGAAGUACAAGAUUAUUAGGUCACUGGACUACGGCCUGAUUCACCACUACCAUCCCAAGAACUGUGAAGAUGCUGGUCGUGGUCAGAAGUCUUCUUGUAUGAGGGUAAAGGCGAGGAGUGAAGCCUCCAGUCAGGUGUAUGGUCUCUGGUUCCUGAGGCACAGGUUGAACGUGUCAGUUUACGGAGUGAUGAGUGAUAUCCUCGAGCCUUCAGACAACGUGACACUUCAAGUUGUACUCGUGAUGAUGGUCAUCCUCAACCUGUCGCUGUGUGUCUGUCUCUGGAGGAAAUUGAGUCCUUUUAACGCAGGUGUGUUACCUAACCCGACAUUUAAUUAGACGUAGUGUGUUAUGUUAACAGUUAAUUAGAUGUAGUGUGUUAUGUUAACAGUUAAUUAGACGUAGUGUGUUAUGUAAACAGUUAAUUAGAUGUAGUGUGUUAUGUUAACAGUUAAUUAGACGUAGUGUGUUAUGUUAACAGUUAAUUAGACGUAGUGUGUUAUGUUAACAGUUAAUUAGACGUAGUGUGUUAUGUUAACAGUUAAUUAGACGUAGUGUGUUAUGUAAACAGUUAAUUAGAUGUAGUGUGUUAUGUUAACAGUUAAUUAGACGUUGUGUGUUAUGUUAACAGUUAAUUAGACGUAGUGUGUUAUGUUAACAGUUAAUUAGACGUAGUGUGUUAUGUAAACAGUUAAUUAGAUGUAGUGUGUUAUGUUAACAGUUAAUUAGACAUAGUGUGUAAUGUUAUCAGUUAAUUAGACGAAGUGUGUUAUGUAAACAAUUAAUUAGAUGUAGUGUGUUAUGUUAACAGUUAACUAGAAGUAGUGUGUUAUGUAAACAGUUAAUUAGACGUAGUAUGUGUUAUGUUAACAGUUAACUUAGAAGUAGUGUGUUAUGUAAACAGUUAAUUAGACGUAGUAUGUUAUACAAACAGUUAAUUAGACAUAGUGUGUUAUGUUAACAGUUAACUAGUAGUGUGUUAUGUAAACAGUUAAUUAGACGUAGUAUGUUAUACAAACAGUUAAUUAGACGUAGUGUGUUAUGUAAACAGUUAAUUAGACGUAGUGUGUUAUGUUAACAGUUAAUUAGACAUAGUGUGUUAUGUUAACAGUUAAUUAGACAUAGUGUGUUAUGUUAACAGUUAAUUAGACAUAGUGUGUUAUGUUAACAGUUAAUUAGACGUAGUGUGUUAUGUUAACAGUUAAUUAGACGUAGUGUGUUAUGUUAACAGUUAAUUAGACAUAGUGUGUUAUGUUAACAGUUAAUUAGACAUAGUGUGUUAUGU
This is a messenger RNA of Homarus americanus (American lobster), 2722 nucleotides long. RefSeq names its product chondroitin sulfate N-acetylgalactosaminyltransferase 2-like. The transcript is spliced from 9 exons. Gene Ontology annotation, cellular component: Golgi cisterna membrane. Lineage: Eukaryota; Metazoa; Arthropoda; Malacostraca; Decapoda; Nephropidae. Gene Ontology annotation, molecular function: glucuronosyl-N-acetylgalactosaminyl-proteoglycan 4-beta-N-acetylgalactosaminyltransferase activity. The record is from RefSeq and is a predicted model, not a curated record. Bases 235 to 1776 code for a protein of 513 amino acids.